Molecule: messenger RNA, 313 nt
Organism: Staurois parvus
Lineage: Eukaryota; Metazoa; Chordata; Amphibia; Anura; Ranidae
Source: the annotation of a GenBank genome assembly
GGAUGGCAGAAUGGCCCUGUCAGGCAGGCUGUAUGGGGGGGGGGUCAUGUCAGGCAGGCUGUAUGGGGCCCCACAAUCCUUGGCUGGUCCAGUGUGCAUCACAUCUGCUCCUGGCCAGGGGCGGACUGACAACUCAUGGGGCCCCCGGGAAAUAGGGGAUCAUGGGGCCCCUGUGUCCUUGCCCAAACUCAAAAAAGCCUAUGAAAAAGGUACCAGGGGCAUCUUAUGGAGCCCCCUACUGACCCCGGGCCCUCGGGCAGUGCCUGAGUUUCCAAAUGGUCGGUCCGCCCCUGCUCCUGGCCUGAUGUCCUGC